AGUAUUAAAAUUUUCAUUACAUGUGAAGCAAUUUUGUGUUAAAAUCUAAAUUCUCGUAAAUAUUAAAAUUUCAAGAUAUGUCCACUAAGGAAGAUACUGUACGUAAUGCACAUUCAAGGCGCAGAAAUCUUCUAUAUUUAAUACACUGCUACCUGGUGGAUCAUGGAUAUUGUAAUUCAGCUAAACUUUUAAGGAGUGAAGCUCGUCUAAGCGAUGACCAGGAACUGUGUGAUAAUAUAGACUUGGAUUCUAUUUACUUGGAGUAUUCUAGCUUUCAUCACUUGAAGUUUGGAAAAUACCCAAAGGUGUUGCGCAAAACAAAGCCGACUAUAAAAAUAGAUUCUCAUCAAAUGAAGAAGUGUUCGAAGAUUAUACGACCAAUUCAAAGUCCACCUCCUAAGUCACCAUCAGCCGAGCCAGUUAAUAAUCUACAAAUUGUAGUAAAACACUUGGAUACAGGAGGGGAAAAGGGAGAAGAAUUUGAGGGUGUUGGAAAUGCAGCUACACUUAAGGAAAUCGAAGCAGGUGUAGGUACUAUAAAGAACGAGUUGCUCGGGAAUCCUGACUGGCAAGUAUUGGUGGAGUUAGUGAAGACCACAAUUUUGACAGAGGAUUUAAAAUUGUCUUGGAAUGACAUGUGUGGUAAUUCAGAUGCAAUAACCACGUUAAAAGAAGCAGUAGAAACGCCUAUUAAAUAUCCAGAAUUAUUUGUUGAUGGCAUGAAACCAUGGAAGUCUGCGUUGCUAUAUGGCCCACCUGGUAGUGGGAAAACAUUUUUAGCAAAGAUUUUAUAUUCCGAAACGAGACAGGAUGUAACCUUCUUUAAUGUGUCCUCCAGUGUGCUUAUAUCGAAAUGGCGCGGAGAAUCUGAAAAAAUACUAAAAGUACUUUUUUAUGUGGCGCGUACACACGCACCUUCUAUUUUAUUCUUUGACGAAAUUGAGGGUAUAACUUCGAAACGGGAUCGUCCUGGCGAUCAUGAGUCAACAAAACGUUUCAAAAACGAAUUGCUGCAAUUACUUGAUGGCAUUGAACAGUAUCGGGAGGGGACAUUUAUAUUGGCAAGCACAAAUCUACCGUGGGAUAUAGAUGAAGCAUUUCUGAGACGAUUUGAGAAGAAACUUUUAGUACAAUUGCCAAAUCCUGAAGAACGCUCAACACUAAUCAAUAAGUUUUUACCGGGAACGUUAAAAAUAUCAGAAUUUGAAUUAGAAUCUUUGGUGAAUCUUACGGAACAUUUCACAGGAGAUGAAUUACGCUUGGCAUGCAAGGAAGUUGCCAUGCAGAAUUUACGGCAGAUGACAGCACCUAAUGAAUUCGAAAAGGUGCCACUGGAAAAUGCGUUUAAAAAAAUUAAACCUCUCAGCUUAAGAACUAUGGGUAAACAUUUGCAUUGGCAGCAACAUAAUGGGACAUAGUUUUAUUUAUUUUUUAUUUAAAUAUUGUUUGCAAGCUUUUAGAGCUGA
Messenger RNA from Teleopsis dalmanni, 1466 nucleotides. Its product is annotated as katanin p60 ATPase-containing subunit A-like 2. NCBI's taxonomy places the organism in Eukaryota, Metazoa, Arthropoda, Insecta, Diptera, Diopsidae. The transcript has a single exon. Gene Ontology annotation, molecular function: protein binding; ATP binding; ATP hydrolysis activity. The record is from RefSeq and is a predicted model, not a curated record. Bases 78 to 1418 code for a protein of 446 amino acids.